AUGACGAAGAAAGUCGUUGCAUUUAUACUUAUAGCACUGCUAUCGUUAGUAGUAUGGGUCUAUAGAAGUUCUAACUUCGAAUAUAAUAACACGAUAGUGUUAAUAAAACAAAAUACGCUCUUCAAACAUGCUUUGAUAAAUCGUCUGAAUACAACUUGCGAUCGACAUCCCUUGUUUGUGAUAAUAGUAACUUCUUAUGUUGGUCAUGUAGAGUUGAGGAGUGCUCACAGACGGUCCAUGCCUAUAGAAUACUUAGCUGCUCAUAAUGUAACAAGAGUUUUUCUAUUAGCAAAAAUACCUGGAAAUGAGAGAUAUAUCACUCAAGAAGCAAUCAAUGACGAGAGCAAUACAUUCGGUGAUAUUUUACAAGGACAGUUCUAUGAAAAUUACAGAAACCUUACAUACAAACAUCUCAUGGGACUGCAAUGGGCAUCCACAACAUGCAGUACAGCAUCCUUCAUCUUAAAAGUUGAUGAUGACACAGUAUUUAAUUUUGAUCAAACAUAUGAGUAUAUUAAGACAUUAUCUACUAAUAAAAGCAACUCCUUAAUAGGAUAUAUCUUAAACAACACUCAGCCAAGAAGAAACAGUGAAAACAAAUGGUUUGUUACAUAUGAGGAGUAUCCAAGAAGUGUCUACCCUCAGUAUCUAUCGGGAUGGUAUUAUAUAAUAACUCCGGAAACUGCAAGAAUUAUAAGUCAGGAAGCUACUUAUCAUCCUUACUUCUGGAUAGAUGAUAUUUUUGUCACAGGACUUCUCACUGAAAGCCUCGGUCUUAAACUAAAACAACUACCCUCAAACUACUGGUUAGAAUACUAUGAACUACUCGAAUGCUGCCUUCGUGAUAUGAUAAAGAAAUCUAUUGUAUGUGACUACACUGUGGGCCCUAAUGGUGGCAGAAACAAUUUGAUUGUAGAAUUUAAUGAGGCCUAUAGAAAUUGCCAAAAAUGGAGUAAUUGUACCCGAGCAAAUGAUUACAAUUUGAAAAAAGAAUGUGUUGUUAGUAGGGAAAGAACAAUUUUUAGUGAUGGCAAAGCUAUUAUUGAUCAUGAAAUACUCUGA
Messenger RNA from Danaus chrysippus (African queen), 1062 nucleotides. Lineage: Eukaryota; Metazoa; Arthropoda; Insecta; Lepidoptera; Nymphalidae. The record is from the annotation of a GenBank genome assembly.